Amoebophrya sp. A120 is the source of this 2614-nucleotide messenger RNA. NCBI's taxonomy places the organism in Eukaryota, Dinophyceae, Syndiniales, Amoebophryaceae. The record is from the annotation of a GenBank genome assembly.
CACGUUUUUUCGAUGCCAUUGCAAACAAUACUUCAAGAGAGACUAUCGGGGAUCAAGAUCAUACAACCUAGUACCGUACUCGAUUUUGGGUCGUCAGCCACGUAUAUUGAGCUCUAAUAUCGACUUCAACUACUUCAAUUGUGACAGGGUCAGGGACAAUCAAUCUUUCUACAGUAGGUUUGAAUUUGUUUAGAAACCAUCGAAACUAAGACCUGUAAAUUUUUCAUUCCCCCUUUUCAUUUCCUCCCUCGUCUCACUCUGGUGUUUCCCUCAGUUGUAGUUUCGAUCCUCAGUUUCAGAGAGACGUUAGAAUUAGAAAGCUGAUCGCAUGCAGCUCUCUCCCCAGUCACCAUUAUGAUUUUUGACACGAGUAAGUAAGCACGAAACGCAGCGCAAUAAAGAAUCUAGUGCGUUAACUAAAUAUACUUUUGCUAGUUUCAGUACUGCACCAUAAACAAGCUGAGUCAAGAAAAGAUCCAGAAAGACGACGUCUUGGACCCUCUAGUAAACGAUAUUUAAGUUUUGAAAGAAGGUAGAAAAUUUUACCCUUAGUGUGGGUGUAGCGAGACUCGCUCGCUCCGCAGGCGAACACUAGGUAAAGCACUUUCAUUUUGUCGCAUCUGAUGUUCUGACUUUGUGGGUCUUCAACUUCAUCGAAGAUUGUGUUUUCUGUUGGUCCUUUCUAGUAGUAGAACCGGCGGCUUGGAAAAUAGAAAAGCUAACUCCGCUAAAAGCGUGCGCUGUUUUAGUGUUAGGUUGUACCGUCCAGCACGAUAAUUUAUAGGAGGGCGUGCCUGUUGGUUCCUGUUGUAGUCGUAGAGACCGCAGAAUAUUAAAAAACUGUCAUUUCUUAGUCUUACAGAUUUUUUAGAAUUUUCCAGUACUUCUCAUAUGUUCGCGAGACAAAACCUCAACCCGGUAUCGGCUGCUUGAUAAUUUUGUCGAACGGUAACUGGCAUGAAUAAACAUUUGUAACACCCCCGCCUAUUGAACAACACGAACACAUGUUGAAGAACUCAUAAUCAACAAGUAGAGCGGUUAUAGUAGUGUAAAAAGAAUCGAACUCGAUAGACUACCAUACAGAUAGAGAUACAGAAAAGCGAGCUCGAUGAAGAUUUCGUGACAGUUUUUUGGUAUACUAAGAACGCAAGAACCUAAGAGUGGUGCCACAUCACACUGCAACCGAGGGUUCUUUUUGAAUACUACAACGAACCAAGCAAAAAUAAAAAUACCAUGUCGGGCGGUGAGAUAACGAACGAGGAUGUGGACAACUACACCACACAACUGCUGGAGGCCAGGGGGGCGAAGCCGGGGAAGUUGAUCCAGUUGAUGGAAGGCGAGGUGCGAAAACUGUGCAACGCAACAAGAAUGAUCGUAUUGUCACAACCCGCGCUGUUGGAACUCGAGGCCCCGCUGAAGAUCUGCGGAGACAUACACGGGCAGUACCACGACCUGCUGCGGUUGUUCGAGUACGGCGGCUUCCCUCCAGAAUCAAACUACCUCUUCCUCGGCGACUAUGUCGACCGCGGCAAACAGUCACUAGAAACCAUCUGCCUCCUCAUGUGCUACAAGGUACUAUAGGUCAAGACUUGUCAUGGGGCAUUUUGGUUUUGCAUGAUUCAUGAUUUCUCUGAUGUAUGCCCUAGCAUCAAAGAUUUUCAGCGGGCUUCUUGAUGCCUAUCUAUGUAUAGGUCUCUACUUGAUCAUGUUCAUGUCGACCAGGAGGACGCUCUAUUUCAACAAGAUGAAAAACACGAGAGCGACCUGGUGCUAAGGAAUCAAAUUUAAAUUGUGUAACGAAAAAUUUAGGUAAAAUAUCCGGAGAACUUUUUUCUGCUCCGAGGGAACCACGAGUGCGCCUCGAUUACAAGGAUUUACGGGUUUUACGACGAGUGCAAGCGACGAUACAACAUCAAGCUGUGGAAGACGUUCUGCGACGCCUUCAACUGCUUCCCAGUGGCGGCGGUAGUGGACGAGAAGAUUCUCUGCAUGCACGGCGGGUUGUCACCCGAGAUCACCAGCAUGGACCAGAUCAAGCGCAUCGUGAGACCAACCGACGUCCCAGACACCGGGUUGCUCUGCGACCUCCUCUGGGCCGACCCCGAGAAGGACAUCACCGGGUGGGCGGAGAACGACCGAGGAGUCAGCUUUGUCUUCGGCCCCGACGUGGUCCAAUCCUUCUUGAGAAAACACGACAUGGACCUCAUCUGCCGAGCACACCAAGUAGUAGAGGACGGGUAAGAAAAUGAAAAGCUUAUUUCUUGGAAAAAUCUGUUGCGGCACUUUAUUUCUUUGCAAUGCAAGUAAUCCAAUAAAUGUAAAUCGCAUUUGCAAUAUUUUGGUCAGAAAAAACUCAAGUCCUCUUACUUCCGAGGUGCAUGUGUAGUAACAACGUAGAUUGAAGAUAUCUCGAUGCAAAACAUACGAUCAUAAUAAAAUUUCAAUUUUGCACCCCAGGUAUGAAUUUUUUGCGAAGCGACAGCUGAUUACGUUGUUUUCAGCACCGAAUUACUGCGGGGAAUUCGACAAUGCGGGUGCUAUGAUGACGGUAGACGAGACACUGAUGUGUUCCUUCAAGGUCCUGAAGCCGGUGAAAAAUGCCAAGAAAGGCUGA